Molecule: messenger RNA, 1100 nt
Organism: Sycon ciliatum
Lineage: Eukaryota; Metazoa; Porifera; Calcarea; Leucosolenida; Sycettidae
Product: small ribosomal subunit protein uS2-like
Exons: 8
Coding region: 127-1005 (292 amino acids)
Biological process (GO): ribosomal small subunit assembly; cytoplasmic translation
Cellular component (GO): 90S preribosome; cytosolic small ribosomal subunit; ribosome
Molecular function (GO): structural constituent of ribosome
Source: RefSeq, a predicted model, not a curated record
UUAUGUCAUGUGCACAUGGUGUCCAUUAUAUGCGCAUGCGCGUUGCUGCCUCGUCCUUUCUUGUUCGCCUGCCAUUUGGCGUCUGAGUUGCGAGUUUACCGUUGCCUAAAAAACUUGUAAUACACGAUGUCGGGAGGCCAAGACAUCCUGAAGCUCUCUGAGAGCGAUGUCUCCAAGAUGUUGGCUGCCGGUGUGCACCUCGGUGCUAAGAACUGUGACUUCCAAAUGAACCAGUAUGUGUUCAAGAAGAAGACCGACGGAACCAACAUCAUCAACUUGAAGAACACCUGGGAGAAGCUUCUCCUGGCUGCUCGUGUCAUCGUUGGCAUUGAGAACCCAGCUGAUGUUUCUGUCAUCACCGGAAAGUCCUAUGCCCAGCGUGCUGUGCUGAAGUUCUCUCACUUCACCGGCUCCAACUCCGUUGCUGGACGCUUCACCCCUGGUGCCUUCACUAACCAGAUCCAGAAGGCUUUCAAGGAGCCCCGUCUUCUUGUUGUGUCUGACCCCCGUGUUGACCACCAGGCCGUGACUGAGUCAUCGUAUGUUGGCACGCCAGUGAUUGCUUUCUGCAACACUGACACUUCCCUGCGUCACAUUGACAUUGCCAUUCCCUGCAACAACAAGGGUGUGCACUCCAUUGGUCUGAUGUGGUGGAUGUUGGCACGUGAGGUUCUGCGCAUGCGUGGUACCAUCAGCCGUGAGCUUCCCUGGGAGGCCACCGUCAUGCCCGAUCUGUUCUUCUACCGUGACCCUGAAGAGGUUGAGAAGGAGGAACAGGCUGCUCGUGAGGCCCAGAAAACUGCUGCUGCCGUCACAACCAGCAGCACUGAUGACUGGGGUGCAGUCGACCCGGCACCUGCUGCCGCUGCUACCACUGCUGCAGCUCCUGCUCCAGCAGCAACAUCUGCUGCUCCUGCUCCAGCUGAUGACUGGGGUGCAACUGGUGCGGGCAGUGACUGGGGUAACACCACUACCACCACUGACUGGGCUGCUGAGACUUCCUAAACAACCGUGUAAUUCAAGUUGAUUGCAACUCAAGACCACCUCCAGCUCAGGUCUUCCAGCAGUUUCAUUUCUGAAAUAAACUGUUUGGCCAAACA